AUUGACUUCUACCGGAUAAAGUCUUUCUUCUUCCUCCGAUCAAUUUUAUAAGAAGGCUGCGAUUAGAAAACACCCUUCUAAUUCGUGAAAAGAUCACCGGAUUUCCCCAAGUAUUAUUGAAUCCCAAAAUGCUAAUUCUCACCAUCUUCUUCAUCUCACUCCUCCAUCUCCUCCACCCGACCACCGCCACCUUCCCCUACAAUGCAACUGACAUCAUCCUUCUCGACUGUGGAGCACAGUCCAACACUAUAUCAAAAUUGGACGGUCGCAACUGGGAUACCGAUAUCAGCUCUAGAUAUUCCUCCUUCAACGAUCAAAAGUCAUCAAUUCCUUCCAUUGCCUCUCACCAAGACCCUUCUAUUCCCACAUCCGCAUAUGCAUCUGACCGAGCAUGCGGCCUACUUGAUCAAAGAAUUCAUUUUACUGUGCGGAACAGAGAGAUGCUUAAUGUAACUUUCAUCCCUUCUCCGAAGUCCUUCGCUUUCAUUAACGGUAUCGAAAUCGUUUCCAUGCCAAGCGGCCUCUACUUAAGCGGUAGGGAAAUCCCACAAGUGACUCCAGUCGCUGGCCAAUUCUUCUUUUUGGAUAACACCACCACCUCACUCGAGACUCUUUAUCGGCUGAAUGUUGGCGGAAACCCCAUUGAGAAUGUGAAUGAUACAGGAAUGUACCGAACCUGGAGUCCAGAUGGAGAUUAUCUCGUCCGGUUAAAAUGGUAUAUUCCAGUUUUUUUGGCCCAAUGCCUGCGGUUUCGAUUUUUGAAGGGAACACCAGAGUACACCGCAGCCAAGGAAGUUUACACCACUACACGUAUGAUGAGCCCAGAUGCCUCGUUGAAUUCGCAAUACAACAUGACCUGGAAGUUCUCCGUUGAUGCGGGGUUUCACUACCUCGUCAGUCUUCAUUUCUGUGAGCUUCUGAACGAAGUCAGAGGCCGGGAUCAACAUGUUUUCAGCAUCUUCAUCAACAAUCAAACAGCGGAAACAAACAUAGAUGUGUUUCUUUUGAGCGGUGGCUAUGGAUAUCCCAUGUACAGAGACUAUAUUGUUAUGGCUGACAACAGUACCCAAGGAAAGGACCUUUGGCUAGCGCUGCACCCUCAAAACAAAAAAUAUGUUGAUGCCUUAUUGAACGGUUUAGAGAUUUUCAAAUUGAAUCAAUCUGAUGGUAACCUAGCUGGACCCAAUCCAGACUCGCACCAAAAGUUACUUGAAGGCCCAGAGAGUAGGUUAACAUCAAUAAUUUUGCCAGUCAUUGGAGCUAUUCUCGGUGGUUUUGCUCUGGUUUCUCUCCUCGUGAGCUUUUUCAUUUUUCAAAGACAAAGAAAACUGAAACACUCGCUCUCUUUCACAUCAAAGUUCCUUACCACAAAAACCUCCUCCUCGUUACUGUCUGAUAUCUAUUGUCACUUCUCAAUCGCCGAGAUCAAAGCAGCCACUCAAGAUUUCGACGAUGCGCUUCUAAUCGGAAGUGGAGGAUUUGGAAACGUUUACAGAGGGAUUAUGAAAGGUGGGACCACCAUUGCUGCAAUCAAACGGUUAAACCCUUCAUCAAGGCGAGGGGCCCACGAGUUCCGCACCGAAAUCGCCUUGCUUUCAAAGGUUCGACACAUGAAUCUUGUUUCUCUGAUUGGGUACUGUGAUGAUCAGAGUGAGAUGAUCAGAGUGAGAUGAUCCUAGUGUACGAUUACAUGGCACGUGGCACACUCCGUGAUCGUCUCGGCAAAACCAAGAAUCUGCCAUUAUCAUGGAAACGGAGACUAGAGAUCUGCAUUGGGGCGGCGCGUGGGUUGCACUAUCUCCAUAAAGAGGCAAAGGAGGUUAUCAUCCACCGCGAUGUGAAAUCAUCGAAUAUAUUAUUGGACGAAAA
Messenger RNA from Rubroshorea leprosula, 1869 nucleotides. Lineage: Eukaryota; Viridiplantae; Streptophyta; Magnoliopsida; Malvales; Dipterocarpaceae. The record is from the annotation of a GenBank genome assembly.